Messenger RNA from Procambarus clarkii (red swamp crayfish), 2643 nucleotides. RefSeq names its product TBC1 domain family member 5 (gene TBC1D5). The record is from RefSeq and is a predicted model, not a curated record. Gene Ontology annotation, molecular function: GTPase activator activity. NCBI's taxonomy places the organism in Eukaryota, Metazoa, Arthropoda, Malacostraca, Decapoda, Cambaridae. Gene Ontology annotation, biological process: activation of GTPase activity.
GAGGCCAGCACCACCCAAGAGGGAGAUGGUGCCAGUGAUGGUCUGGCACUGCCUCUCUCGCUGACACUCGCUUCCAGGUACUGUCCUUCAUGCUCCCUCGCCUCAUACCACUAUAAGACUUGUGCACGCCGAGGGUUGAAGGUCACAAAGAAAAAUAAUGGAGCGAUUUCGGCCAUUGAUAUCCCAGACUAGUAAUUUUGUAGAUCCUCUAACAGCCAGCUUGUCAAGAGAUGAUGACACAGUCUCUGUAGGAGAGGACCCAAUUAACAACCUCAGCACAGCAUCUGCCAAUGAGAGGUUAAGUAUGCAGCAUGAAGAUCACUUCAGUGUCAGUCGCCCAGUCAGAGUUCUUGGGGGUGGUUUACCUUAUUGUGCCGAGUGGGCAGAAAUCUGCAGGUGUGCUGGAACAGAAGCUAUACAGAACCUCGGUAGAGCUGGGGAGAUGCGAGCAAGCAGAUUUCGUUCUGUGUGUUGGUUGAUAUAUUUAAAAAUUCUACCUGAUGAUCAUACACAGUGGUUAAAUGUGAUCAGAGAGGAACGUGAGAAAUAUGAAACUAUUAGAUUGCAGUUAAUGGUGACUCCAGGCCUUGGUGAUGAAACUCUUGAUCCAUUACUGAACAAUCCUCUGUCUCAACAUGAGCAGAGUCCCUGGAAUCAGUAUUUUGAAGAUUCAGAAUUGAAGAAACUUAUCAGGCAAGAUGUAAUAAGGACAUUUCCUGAAGUUGAAUUUUUUCAAUCUCCCCGCAUUAGAGACCUCAUGGUCACUGUUCUCUUUUGCUAUGCACGACAGCAUCCAGAUAUAGGCUACAGACAAGGAAUGCAUGAAGUACUUGCACCAUUGAUCUUUGUACUUCACUGUGACCAUCAGGCUUACCAACAUGCUCAAGAAAUAGACUCAACUCCUUUGACCGAGUAUCAGCUAAAUAUUCUACAAGAACUGAUGGACGAGGCUUACCUUGAGCAUGAUGCUUUUUCCUUAUUUGAGGGUGUGAUGAAAGGACUGGAGCCAUGGUAUGUUGUAUCAGAUCAAUCAAAUUUACCAGAUCCUCGCUCCACUUUAUUAAACGCUCAACCAUUUGCUCGGCCCCAGGAUGUUGGCCCAACAAACUUGUUGGUUCAGAAACUAACAAGCAUCCAUGAUAAUCUCCUUCAGCGUCAUGAUGUGGCACUCUACACUCAUCUAGCACGCCUUGAAAUACCUCCACAAAUUUAUGGAAUUCGCUGGAUUCGCCUACUGUUUGGACGGGAAUUUCCUCUACAAGAUCUAUUAAUGGUGUGGGAUGCAAUUUUUUCUGACAUCCAGUCAACAUUUCCUCUGGUGGAUUUCCUAACUGUUGCCAUGCUGUCAUUCAUCAGAGAACCAUUGUUGGUUGGUGACUACACAACAUGCCUAAAGUUUCUCAUGCGGUAUCCAGCUGCAGCUGAUGUUCAGUACAUCAUACAGUUGGCUCUUCACCUACGUAAUCCUAAACAAUAUCCAAGACCACCUGGUUAUUCAAGUAGAGUGGCACAUCAUAUACCUACUGUUGGGGGUAGACCAGAUGUUCAUCGAGGCCCACAGUCAGCGGCACCUUCUGGUACUUUUACAAGAUCAUCAAGUGUUCCUCGAACAACGCAAAAUGUUAACAAUAACAAAAAUUCAUCAGAACACGUGCCAUAUAAUACUAGUUCAUUACGGAGGCUGUCUUCUCCCAAUGCUUACACUGACCCCUUGAAUGCAGCUGUGAUCUUCAGCAAUAGCCUGAGCAACAGUAGCAGUAAUGGGAGUAGUAAAGCUGAAGCACCUACUACUUGUGAUAGUAGCUGUACAAGCAGUAGUAUUAGUAACAUCCAAGGCACUACGAGAGCCAGCAAGGUUGUUUCUGGAUUAGUAAGACUUGGAGGUAAACUGGGAAGACCUAGAGAUCUACCCAUCUCACGUCAUCUGUCCAUACAAUCACCUCCAACCCCUACACCUGAAACAGUGGCCUUUGCAUCAUCACAAGGACAAGGAGACAAAUCUGUUGUACCUACACAAGCAAUGAAAGAAUUGGCAGUGGUAAGAACCAGAUCUGCUCCAGUUGAUGCAAGAGGCCAGGAAAUGGAAGAGGAAGCCGUACUGAGCCAGUCACUCACUGUUCAGUCCUCCGAUGAGAGUGAAGGGGAAGAUUUCUCUGAAAGGAAAACUUCAGGAGAAAAUGAUUCUGAGGUAAUAGAAACAUUGUCAAGUGUGCGUGGUCAUCUGAGUGAGUGUAGCAGUACUAGUGUCUCUAAUGGACAGGUUGAAGGGUUACCCACUUCAACAUCAAGUGUAUCAUCAGCUCCCACAUACCAACAUCCACUUUCUUUUACAGAGGAUAUUGAUCAACACGUGACUUGAACAUUCAUUAGAAUAAGCAUCUAAUUUUGAAACCUAUAAUAAUUUUAAUUUUUUUAAUUUUCCAUAAAUCAAUAUGAAUUCAAUAUAUACAUAUAAUACAUGGUGACUAAAAACUUUUAUUACCAUUCUGGCAUAUUUUCUUUAUAAUGGAUAUUCAUUUGUUAACCCUUAAAUGGCGCAUGGCUAUAUACCAUUUGACACCCACAGGCGCAUACAAAAAAAAAAAAAAAUCUUUUUUCUUCCUAACCUGUUAAUUUGUGUUCACUGAUCAUGGGAAAAAUAAU